CUUUCGAUGCAAUUCAUGGGCGCCCUCUCGCACAUGCUUUGAUACCCUUUGACCUGGGUCUAUAAUAUAUGGAGGAGCUGGUCUCCCUCACUAACAGUAAUUACGAUCCACUCCCGAUUGGGGGAGAUGUGCAUCUCUCCAGGACUCUCCCUUGUCUUGGACCUUUAGUCACCUUUGGUUACUUUUGACCAUGUCUCCUCUUUCUCUCGAGACAACAAACAAUCAUCGAGAUGGUGAACAUGUCUUGCUGCCCCAUUCCGCCAGUUACAACCACCUCCCCGAUCUCGUCGUUUCGGAAUCCGCCUCUCCCACUCUCCGGAGGACAUUCUCAGACCUGACCUACCCGAAGGAUUCCUCAUCCCCGUCCAAGGAGGAUGUCGCAGCGGGGAAAGACAUCCUAAGGCGAACCUCACUCCGGAACAAGGACAAAUCGACCAUUACAGUCUCUCGAUUUAGUGUUUCUACCGAAGAUGUGACCGAUCCUGCUACCACGGAGCUCUCCGGAGCUCCCCCGAAAGCCCCAGAGACGACGAAAGUCCCGGAGACAAAGGCUCCAGAGCCUGUGGCGCGCCCCUCUAAAGCCCGUUCUAUGUCCGGAAGACUGGUCAACCUCGCCCGCAAACCAUGGAAGUCAAGCACCCCUAGCAGAUCUCCUUCGCCGCCGCCCGGUAAGGGCUCGAGGGGGCGGACAUUGCGUGCGGAGGAGCAGUCCCCAUCAAAUUCGCCAGCAUCACAAUCCAAGGGUCUCACUCCGCUGGACACAGUGACAGAAUUCGAUCCCGCCGUUCCUACGCGCAAGCGAACAAUUCUGAACAAACGGCCUCGGCGGCCGAUGGUAGCGGUGGUAACACAAAGCCAAGCGGAUAGUCCCACGACCCCCAAUAGUAAUGCUCCAUCGCCUUUCACGCUAACGGCUAAGAACUCGUUGGAAAAGCUUACAUCGUCGCUCAAUGUGACAACUCCGGUCCUUCCCCCAAUGCCCAGGACAGCGGUUGCUUCUGCCGGCAUAGACUUCCCUCGUAAGAAGGAUGAACUCUGGGGUGUUUUUCGUGGCCUCGAGGCCGAUUUUCAAAAAUUUCAAUCCAAAUCCAGUGCCUUGAAGGCCAACGUCAUCCGCUCUUCGCUUCUACCUUUCCUCAACCGUAAUCAUUCUCACCCGUCUUAUAAGUUAUUGAGGCCGGAAGACCUGGAUCGUCGAGUUAAUAUCCUCAACAAGUGGUGGAUAGGAUUGCUGGAGAUGCUCAAUGGGAAGCACAAUCAAUCUAUAUCAGGCACUGACAGGCCGGUGUAUCUAGAAGCUGUUGUCGGAAUCAUGACUCGGCCUGAAUGGAGGAUUCCUUUCCCAUCGCUGCCAUCCGAUGAAAAUUCACCGAAGCCCCUACAACAUGUUGCAACCUCGAUCUCAGAAAGUUCAGAGGGCUCGUCCGGAAGCUCAGAUUUUCUUGUCGAAUCGAUUCAUCAUAACAUAAGGAACAUUUUCACGCAAAAUUUACUGUCUCAGAUGGCUUUUGUGGUAGAACGGAUGUCCAUGAGACACGCUCCGGCUAGCUUGGUGGCCUUUUGCGGAAAAGCCUGUGCCUAUGCGUUUUUCUUUUGCCCAGGCGUGGCAGACAUUCUUGUUCGGCUGUGGAACACGCCGCCCAACAUCUUCCGGCGGGUUCUUACCCAGUCGAAUGUAGAUGGCAGUGGCAGUACGCGCGCAUUUACACAAGACCUGGCCCUGAACUUCCCGGCGGCUCUUCGCUCAUUAUCCUUCCAUGGCCACACGCCAUUAGUUCGCUAUCUCCGCCGAAAGCCCGAUGUUCCUUUAAGCACGGCUCAGAUUCGGUGGCAGAGCCCUUGGGUUUCACGAUGGAGUGGCCGUGAUAGCGACUUGUUCUUUGUAUUUGUUAAAUAUAUACACAUCCUCUACGCUGAUGCGUUGCCUGCAGACAUCGAUAAAGACAAGCGUGUCUUGGCGCCAGGCUUAUUGCCAAUACACGCACAACUUCUUGUCGUUCUGGAGGACACACUUUAUAAACAGUCAGUCCCCCAGGCGCCAACAAACUCACAUACUGCUGCCGCAAUCACGUUCGAUGAUUUCAUCGAAGGUGCUGAUGCUUCGGUCUCGGCUCUCCCUUUGGGAGCUGCAAACAGUCAUCGAUCGAUGGCCGAAAACCGUUUAAUUAUAUUAUUACGCGAUUUUCUCUCUGAAUCUUCCGUUGAGCCAGAUCAUGCCCGACUGUUAUAUGCCGAGUCAUUUGCUAUGGUUAUGAAAACCGCCGCUGGAAAGACUUCGUUGUUCGAUCAUAAUGCCUGCUUUCUACUUUGCGACUUCGUUGAAGAAGUCAUUCCCAUAAUAACACGAUAUUCCCAGUCGGUGAAGUCAGACUUGUUUGACUGGAAAUUCUGGCUUGAAGUUUGCGAUCGGAUGAUGCAAAGCCAUAACUCUCUCACUGAAGUCCGCGUGUUUUCCUUUCUCUUCUGCGUUUGGAACACAUGGACCGCUUCGGAGGAGAGGAAGGCAGACCUUUGCCUGGAGUUCCUUCUGAAAGAGUCGUUAUUUUAUCACUACUUCUGCCACUGGAGUCCUAUGGUUCGUGCCUACUUUCAUCGUCUUCUUUGUUGGAGAUUGGGUAGAUUUAAUGGUGACCCGUCACCACUCGACACAACAAUUUAUGAAGCGCUUGGGAGCCGAUUACAAAGUCUUUGGGAAUAUUACCUGACGUUUCAAGCAAAAGCUGAAAAGGAACUUACGGUACCGCUAUCUUCAGCGCCCUGUACGCCAGCACCCGGGCGCAGAAUCAUUAUCAUCCGGUGUGAUAACCAUUUCACGCCACCUAGUCUUUUUGUCUCCUUUGACCGCGUCGUCCCUGCGGCACCCCCCGAGCAGAGCGCGGCCUCUAUAAGCAGCAGCUCCGCGAAAUCAGAAUCUAACUCUUCUGAAACGCAGCCACCUAGAAAGAGAUGGAAUCUCUUGAAAGCCAUGUUCGGUGGCUCUUCCUCGAAAUCCAAUGGCGAGGCAUCGCCUUCCAAUAGCUCCGAGGAGUCAUUGGACACAACUGGGUCUGAUAACGUAGCGUCUGCCGACAAACGCAUGGAUGAGAUUUCCCGGUCGAAUAAUAGCUCUGGAGAACUCUCCCGACCCAAGACGGCACACCAGCCUUACUCCUUCAAGUUUUCGCUUGAGUGGAUGGACCGGCCCCAAUGGCCCAGCAAAAACAAGCGCCUUUUCACUCCCUGUUUGCCUGUGGCAGCCCAGUUACACCUGCAGCUACGUAAAUCUGCAGACGCAGGCGACGAAUCUGAAAUAGAGUCCGAUGAAGAAGCUGAGAGCGAUGGCGCCCGAGAGGGCCCACCGUCAGCCAAGGAGACGGAGACCUCAAAGAACACCAACACCGGCUCGAAAUCUGAGAAGGGUUCUAGUAAACCGGCCCCGGAGCCGACAAUAAGCCACCCACUUGUUGCGAGCAAGUACGUGGGCCGUGCUCUUGCAGAAUGGGCCCAGAUUGUCUCAGAAUGCGACAGUUUCUUCGCCCGACGACGCGAUGAGGGCGUACCCUGCGAUCGAAUGGUCGAAACACCAACGCUGGGCGUUGAAAGCUUCAGGAAAUGAGCCGGUGCAGCAGGCUGCCGUAAUAUCGAUGCUGGAAAAGAGAUCCGCGUAAUAUGUAAAUAUGCUGCGUCUGUUUCUUUCCGGCUGCUGUUUUUGUCUUUUCUUUUUUUCUUGAAAACGUUCUGCUUUUCCAGGUGCUGUCUUUUUUUUUU
Aspergillus caelatus is the source of this 3747-nucleotide messenger RNA. RefSeq names its product DUF1765 domain-containing protein. Lineage: Eukaryota; Fungi; Ascomycota; Eurotiomycetes; Eurotiales; Aspergillaceae. The transcript is spliced from 3 exons. The record is from RefSeq and is a predicted model, not a curated record. Bases 191 to 3595 code for a protein of 1134 amino acids.